AUGGCACUGGACAUAUGGCAGUACGAAGAAGGAACGUGGCCAGGACUGAUCUUUAUCUUCGAUUUGCAAGGAAUAGCAAUGGGCUUACUGUCCAAAUUGGAUAUACGGAAUAUACAACAGUUCGUAGCUUAUUUCUCUGAUUCGUUAUUGGCCAAAUUCAAUGGUCUGCACUUCAUAAAUACGCCCUCGUUCAUGGGACGCUUGAACGCACUCACAAAAGCUUUCGACAAAAAUGAGUUUAUGCAGAAAGUUAUCGUCCAUCAAAACGGUAGCAACACAUUAGAGCAGAUUAUUGAUAUUGACAUCUUGCCUAAGGAAGCUGGCGGCAAGUUUAAGAGCUUGGUAGAGUGUCAACAGGAAACAUUAGAAAAAAUACGAACUAACGAAGAUUAUUUCGAAGAGGAGAACAAGAAGAGGAUCGUUGAAGCACUAAGACCUGGAAAACCGAAAACCAUAGCCGAUUUCUUUGAUAGCGUUGAGGGAUCCUUCAAGAAACUGGAAAUCGAUUAG
Messenger RNA from Bombyx mori (domestic silkworm), 510 nucleotides. RefSeq names its product clavesin-1. The coding region runs from base 1 to 510 and encodes 169 amino acids. The record is from RefSeq and is a predicted model, not a curated record. NCBI's taxonomy places the organism in Eukaryota, Metazoa, Arthropoda, Insecta, Lepidoptera, Bombycidae. Gene Ontology annotation, cellular component: membrane. The transcript is spliced from 3 exons. Gene Ontology annotation, molecular function: phosphatidylinositol bisphosphate binding.